GGAGCUCCUAACUAAAGUCGUGAAAGCCGAUACACCCCCCGGCGAUACUCAAUACAAGUAAGGUGCGGUCAGUAGUGAGUUCCUUCCAACUCCUGCUGCUUCCCAAUAUUUGUUGAGCUCACCAAUGAUUGAAUUCUCUAUCUGCUUCAGACAACAGCAUCCUGUUGAGAAAUUCGAUUCUGCAGACAUCCAACUCUGUAAAUCUCCAGCCGCUAUCGCCGUAUUAAUACAGCUCCGCAUCUAUCUUCUCUCAUCUCCCCAAGUAAUCGACCAAACGUAAAGCGCUCACAAUCAAUAAGCAAUGCAAAUGCACGACCUCGAGGAAAACAGAAGCAGAGGAGCCACCGAAGAUGCGACCUCUGAGCCUCCCUUCUUGUCUCUUGACGUGACCACAGAGCCCAAAACUAGGGCCGAUCCUCUCCAAGCCAUCGCAUGGAUGGUUGUCAACACUCUGGCGACGGUCGGCAUAGUCUUCACCAACAAGGCCAUAUUCUCGGAGCCACGGUGGAAGCAAUCUCAGCUUACGUUUGCUUUUAUCCAUUUCCUCAUGACUUGGUUUCUCCUCUUUGUUCUCUCUCGAUCACCAUUUGGCCUCUUCGUGCCUCGCCGUGCUCCUAGGCUGCACCUAAUUCCUCUGGGUACCGCAAUGUGCUUCAACGUCAUUCUGCCGAAUCUAUCCUUGGCCUACUCAACCGUCACAUUCUACCAAAUUGCACGAAUACUGCUGACACCAACGGUCGCCAUCAUGAACUUCCUCUUAUACGGCAGCAGUCUUCCCAGAGGAGCUACUCUCUCCCUAAUCCCCGCCUGCGUAGGGGUCGGUUUGGUUACAUACUUCGAUUCCAUUCCAGUGGACGACCAAGCCAUCAAGACCACCUCUAAGUUGGGAAUUAUAUUUGCGUUUUCAGGCAUCUUUGCUUCCUCUCUUUACACCGUCUGGAUUGCGGGCUAUCAUCGUAAACUCAACAUGAACAGCAUGCAACUUCUCUAUCUUCAAGCGCCAAUGGCCUGCUUCUUUCUCCUCUUCUUUAUUCCACUUAUCGAUGACUUUCCAACCGCCAUGUAUGUGCCAACUCGACUGAGCACACGAGUGCUUGUUAUCGUAUCCACAGUGUUUGCUUCACUGGUCAAUCUUUCUCAAUUCUACAUUGUGGCACAAACGGGUCCCGUAUCGAGCACAGUUGUCGGUCACGUCAAGACUUGCACCAUCGUGGGUCUCGGAUGGGCCAUGUCUGGUCGUGCGGUCAGUGAUAAAUCCGCAGUUGGAGUUGUGAUAGCAGUUGCAGGCAUCACUUCAUACUCGAUCAUCAUGUCAAAGCACAAGAAGAUGAAAGCAAAUAGAUCUCAAAUUGGGCCCGUAGGUGAAAAGUGA
This is a messenger RNA of Trichoderma harzianum CBS 226.95, 1372 nucleotides long. RefSeq lists its product as hypothetical. The record is from RefSeq and is a predicted model, not a curated record. Gene Ontology annotation, molecular function: antiporter activity. The transcript has 4 exons. NCBI's taxonomy places the organism in Eukaryota, Fungi, Ascomycota, Sordariomycetes, Hypocreales, Hypocreaceae. The coding region runs from base 302 to 1372 and encodes 356 amino acids. Gene Ontology annotation, cellular component: membrane; Golgi apparatus.